This is a messenger RNA of Zingiber officinale, 542 nucleotides long. Its product is annotated as phytosulfokines 3-like. The coding region runs from base 45 to 293 and encodes 82 amino acids. The transcript is spliced from 2 exons. Lineage: Eukaryota; Viridiplantae; Streptophyta; Magnoliopsida; Zingiberales; Zingiberaceae. The record is from RefSeq and is a predicted model, not a curated record. Gene Ontology annotation, cellular component: extracellular region. Gene Ontology annotation, molecular function: growth factor activity. Gene Ontology annotation, biological process: cell population proliferation.
CAACUACAUACCCUAGUUUUUUUUUAAUCCCCAAGUAAUAAAGCAUGGCAUUUUGCUCCAAAAAGAUCAUGCUUUUGUUCAUUGCUCUCCUCCUCUUUGUGUCUUUAGUUCAUGCAAGUAGGUCAGUGCCAAUUGAUCAUCCAAAGGAAGACAACUCCAAGGGUUUGGAAAAGGAGGUGAUGGAAGAGAAGCUAGAAGGGUGUGGUAAUGGAGAAGAAGAGGAUGAAUGCUUGAUGAGGAGGACUUUGGUGGCACACACCGACUACAUUUAUACGCAAGAGAAGCAUAAUUGAACUAAAUAAGCUGACAAAUAUAUUAUAUCGAUAAAUUUAUAUAAUAUAUUUUCCCCUUAUUUUAAAAAUGCCCUUUAGAAUUUUAAAAGUUUGAGGGACUCUAUGUCACUUUUGAAAUUCUAAAGGGAAUUUUUAUUUUUAUUUUAGAAAAAUAAUAAAAUAUGGGGGGAGGCGAGUGUAAAUUUUUUAAUGUUUGUAAUAAUGUUUAAUAUAUAUGCUAGUGCUGUUUCUAAGUUUAGCAAUUUUUGU